UAUAUACUAACGAUUUUAGGUAUAGCUCCCAAUUUGGCGAUAUCCCAUUAUUGAUUAUUACAGUUUCCGAGUUUCAAAUUCAAGCCGGCGUUUACAAACAAUAGUAUAAUACAAACAUUUGUGCGUCUGGGUUUCAGUGUUAUAAAAUGGAACCAGUUUUUGUUUAUGGAACGUUGAAACGAAAUCAGCCUAAUUAUUACCAUCUCAAUGACACUAAAAACGGCUCUGCUGUGUUUAGAUCAGUUGCCGUUACAGUCAAUAAAUAUCCUUUAGUAAUUUCUACUAAAUUUAAUAUACCAUUUUUGUUACAAAAAGAAGGCACUGGACAUGAAAUUAAAGGUGAAAUAUAUGACAUUGACGCAACCAUGUUGGAAUAUUUGGACGAUUUUGAAAAUCAUCCAGAUUUUUAUAAACGACAAAAGACUCAAGUUAAAUUACCAAAUGGAGAUAUUACUGAAUGUUGGGUAUAUUUUUUACCGAAAUAUCCAGAUAGUUAUUUGAAUUUACAAUGCUUUGACAAUUACGAUUCUUGUGGUGAACAUGGACUUCCAUAUGUCACAAGGUAUCAGAGAGAUCCAGAUGACGAAUUAUCAUUUCCCAAUUGGAAAUUAUCUAAUUAAUGAUAUUUCAAUUAUUUUACAGUGAAGAACUACGAUUAUUAGAAUAGAAUUCAAGUUAGUCGAUAAAAUAGUCAUAGAUAGCUCCUGUUCUCAGUCCAAUGUUUAUUAUUAAAUCAAUUAGGUGUAAAAAACUAAAAUUAGUAUUCGCACUACACUAGUGCAUUUUAAAAAUAAAUUCAUAUCACACAUUGUUUGAAAUAUAAAUGAAAUUUGUUUAAAAAAAAAAUAUAUGUGUAGUAGUUAUAAUAAUUUCUAUACAAAAAAAGGUGCUAAAUUACAUUUAGGAGAAAUAAUUGCUUUCAUAUAAAUUCACACUUUUUUUUUAAUUUUAAUUGACUAGAAAUAAUAAUUUUAACUUUGUGCUUAAUGCAGCCAAAACUUGAUAACAUUAAAUUAUUUUUAAGCAUAAUUUUAUAACUGAUUCAAAGUUACAGAACAGUUAUUUAUAUCCAUGACUUUUAUUCUAAAACAUUGUAUGUUCUGCAACACAACCAGAGCUACUUCUUCACGUCCUAAUUCAUUUAGUUGAUCAACCAAUGUGCCUGGAAAGAUAAUUAGUAAAAUAUAAUUUUAAUACAAUA
Molecule: messenger RNA, 1201 nt
Organism: Rhopalosiphum maidis (corn leaf aphid)
Lineage: Eukaryota; Metazoa; Arthropoda; Insecta; Hemiptera; Aphididae
Product: gamma-glutamylaminecyclotransferase B-like
Exons: 3
Coding region: 147-620 (157 amino acids)
Molecular function (GO): gamma-glutamylaminecyclotransferase activity
Source: RefSeq, a predicted model, not a curated record